Cynocephalus volans (Philippine flying lemur) is the source of this 936-nucleotide messenger RNA. Its product is annotated as MAPK-interacting and spindle-stabilizing protein-like. The transcript has a single exon. Lineage: Eukaryota; Metazoa; Chordata; Mammalia; Dermoptera; Cynocephalidae. The record is from RefSeq and is a predicted model, not a curated record. The coding region runs from base 1 to 936 and encodes 311 amino acids.
AUGCGCCGGCCCGCGGCGGGGGCAGGAGGCUGCGGCCGGCCGGGAGAUGCUGCGGCGGCGGCCGGGGGCCAUCGAUCGCCGCGGCCCGAGGCGCUUAAGAAGCUCGGAGAGGGGCUGGCGGGAGGGGCCCGCGCGCACCCCGCCGCCGCCCUCCCGCUCCUUUCCGUAAGAGCGAUGCCAGCGACCCGCCAAUCCGCGGAAAGUCUCCCUCCGUCCGGGGGAGGGCCCGGGAGCUUCAUCCCGGGGGGGGGGGGCGCAGGGGCCGGGUCGCCCGGCUCGAAUCCUGCGCCCACCCCUCACCAGCCCGGGCCCCCGGCUGCUGCCUCUGAGCCUCACCUGUCCCGUGAGGCCAGGACGGCACCUGCCCCGUGGGGUCAACAGGGGACACCUGCCCCGUGGGGCCAACAGGACACCUGUCCCGCGGGGCUAACAGGACGCCUGCCCCGUGGGUCCAGGACACCUGCUCCGUGGGGCCAAGAUGCACCUGGCCCGUGGGGCCAGAACGACACCUGCCCUGUGGGGCCAACAGGACACCUGCCCCGUGGCAAGAUGCACCUGCCCCGUGGGGCCAAGAUGCACCUGGCCCGUGGAGCUAGGACUGCACCUGGCCUGUGGGGCCAGAACGACACCUGCCCUGUGGGGCCAACAGGACACCUGCCCCGUGGCAAGAUGCACCUGUCCCGUGAGGCCAGGACAACACCUGCCCCGUGGGGCCAGGAGGACACCUGCUCCGUGGGUCCAGGACGGCAACUGCCCCGUGGGGCCGAGAGGACACCUGUCCCGUGGGGCCAGGAUGUACCUGCCCCGUGGGGUCAGGACGGCACCUGCCCUGUGGGGCCGAGAGGACACCUGUCCCAUGGGGCCAAGAUGCACCUGCCCCGUGGGGCCAGGACGACACCUACCCCGUGGGGCCAUGGCGGGCAGCCAGUGGCCUGA